AUGGCCAACGAUGAUGAGAUCGAGCUGAUCAGUGACGACCCCCAGGGCCAGUCACCUCCACCCCGAGGUCCCCCAGAGGGAACUUCCAUCGUACCCCUGGCUACUCAACCACCGCUCUAUGCAACGAGCGACCAUAUUCUACCACCAGGGUAUGUGCCAAACUACAGCCUCCAUGCUGCUCCUGGUACCUCUAAUGUGCGACCUCUAGUCGCACCGGUCAGGAACACUCCUCUAGUUAUGUCUGGCGCACCGGUAUACACAAUCCCGACUCCACCUCCUGUGACAAAACCAAUAAACGAGCAACCAUCUCAUGUUUAUGAUGGCCAAUACUACUCUCCAAAUAUGACUUUCGGGGUCUCGGCUUCAUACAAUCAGACUCCUCAGUACGAGUCACCAGUGGAAAAUGAAAAGCUUUACUCUGUGGGACCUCCACAGUAUACAGUGUUUAAUGCUCAAUCCUAUACUCGUCCUCCCAAUCAACAGGUACGGGCACCAGCUCUAUGA
Messenger RNA from Nicotiana tabacum (common tobacco), 504 nucleotides. NCBI's taxonomy places the organism in Eukaryota, Viridiplantae, Streptophyta, Magnoliopsida, Solanales, Solanaceae. The record is from RefSeq and is a predicted model, not a curated record.